AACAGCUCUCAAAAUCCCUCUGCUUCCUUCCCUGGCAAGGCAGCAUUCCCAGCCACCCCCACCGUGCUCAUUUAGCAUCUUCCUCCUCCUCCUCCUCCUCCUUUCCCACCUGUGUGGGGGCACCUGCAGGGCUGUUCCCUCCUUCUCCAGAGCUUUUCCCAUUUUUCCCAUCAAUAUUUUUCCCCUCAUUUCUGUUUCUGUGCCAUAUUUGGGGCCAUCACUGCCUCCCAGCCCCAGGUUCCCACACCUGCAGCCCCCCUGGCACUGCCUGGUCACCUGUGCCCCCCUGUCCUGCCUCGAGCCCCACUUUUCCCAUCCCCACAGCAUCCGUAGGGAUCCAGGGGUGUCAUCAGCUCCCUGAAUCCCAGCCCAGGGAUGCUCCCAGCCCAUCCCACCCCGCGGGACCACUGUGGCCCUGCUCGGGGCUGGGAGGAGAACUGGGUCAGCCGUGUAACCAUGGAGAUGCUGAGGGAGAUGCUGAAGCAGCGCCAGCACAGCCCCGGCUCUCCAGAACCCUGGAAAGCUUCACCCGCCCUGGCACCCUCCGGAUCCGGCCGGGAUGGGGCUGGGAAGCUGAGCCGAGCUUCCUCCUCCUCCUCCUCCUCCCCGGCGCAGGGCCGCUGAUCCCGGGCAGCAGAGCCGGUGCCGGUGCCGGCGGGCGCGCUGACCAUGUUCAACGGGGAUGCCAGCUCCUCGUCUGCCCGGAAUGUGGUGCGCAGCUCCAGCAUCAGCGGCGAGAUGUACAGCCUGGAGAAGAGCGCGCGCGGCAGCGCCGACUCCGUCUCCGUCACCGUCACCGCCAGCAAGAAGCGGCGCUCCAGCCUGGGCGCCAAGAUGGUGGCCAUCGUGGGGCUGUCCCAGUGGAGCAAGAGCACCCUGCAGCUCAACCAGACCGAGGGCGGCCCCAAAAAGCUGCGCAGCACCAUCCGCAGGAGCACCGAGACCGGCAUCGCCGUGGAGAUGAGGACCAGGGUGACCCGGCAGGGCAGCCGGGAGUCCACGGACGGCAGCACCAACAGCAACAGCUCCGACGGCACGUUCAUCUUCCCCACCACGCGGCUGGGAGCCGAGAGCCAGUUCAGCGAUUUCCUCGACGGGCUGGGGCCGGGGCAGCUCGUGGGGCGGCAAACCCUGGCGACGCCCCCGAUGGGAGAUGUCCACGUGGGCAUGGCUGACCGCAACGGGCAGCUCGAGGUGGACGUGAUCCAGGCCAGGGGGCUCAUCCCAAAGAUGGGCUCCAAGUGCAUCCCUGCCACCUAUGUGAAGGUUUACCUGCUGGAGAACGGCGUCUGCCUGGCCAAGAAGAAGACCAAGGUGGUGAAGAAAACCUGCGACCCCUCGUACCAGCAGCCCCUGCUCUUCGAGGAGAGUCCCCAGGGCAAAGUCCUGCAGGUGAUCGUGUGGGGCGAUUACGGGCGCAUGGACCACAAGUGCUUCAUGGGGAUGGCCCAGAUCAUCCUGGAGGAGCUGGAUCUCUCCAGCGCCGUCUCGGGCUGGUACAAACUCUUCCCAACCUCCUCCCUGGCCGACUCCAGCAUCGGACCCCUGACCCGGCGCCUCUCCCAGUCCUCCCUGGAGAGCUCCACCAGCCCCUCCUGCCCGUAGAGAGGCUGGGAUGGGCCAGGAGACAUCCAAGCAGACCUUGCAGAACUGGUCGUGGAGAGCUGUAAAUAUCCUUAUUUUUUGGUUUUUUUUUCCUUUUUUUUUUUAAUUUUCAAUCUCCUUCCCCCACUGGAUGCCCUCCCUGGGAAGGGAGAGGGAGCAAGGACUGGGUGUGAGGCAGGGGGGGGAAGGAGAGGUGAAAAUUCCUCCCUGAGGGCUGCGACUGCCAACGACCCCAAGACUGUUCCCAAACCUCAUCCUGGGAGCUCCCAGCUCUGUCCCAACCAGAGCCUGGCUGAGGACGAGGUCCCUUUAUCUGUCUCGGCCUUGGGAUGGUCUCCUCAAGUUUGGGAUGCUCUCCUCGAGGUUGGGAUGGCUUCUUUGGGACCUGGAAUGCUCUCCUUGAGGUCUGGGCUGGCCUCUUUGGGACCUGGAAUGCCCUCCUCGAGGUUG
Zonotrichia leucophrys gambelii is the source of this 2055-nucleotide messenger RNA. It is a transcript of the gene RIMS3, whose product is annotated as regulating synaptic membrane exocytosis 3. Gene Ontology annotation, molecular function: transmembrane transporter binding; small GTPase binding. NCBI's taxonomy places the organism in Eukaryota, Metazoa, Chordata, Aves, Passeriformes, Passerellidae. The transcript has 7 exons. The record is from RefSeq and is a predicted model, not a curated record. Bases 670 to 1605 code for a protein of 311 amino acids. Gene Ontology annotation, biological process: regulation of membrane potential; regulation of synaptic vesicle exocytosis; calcium ion-regulated exocytosis of neurotransmitter. Gene Ontology annotation, cellular component: presynaptic membrane; cytoskeleton of presynaptic active zone.